Prosopis cineraria is the source of this 959-nucleotide messenger RNA. RefSeq lists its product as uncharacterized. Gene Ontology annotation, molecular function: carbon-sulfur lyase activity. NCBI's taxonomy places the organism in Eukaryota, Viridiplantae, Streptophyta, Magnoliopsida, Fabales, Fabaceae. The coding region runs from base 228 to 647 and encodes 139 amino acids. The record is from RefSeq and is a predicted model, not a curated record. The transcript has 2 exons.
UCUCAGGAAGACAAAGUGAAGAAGGCUUUGUCAAGCGAAAUUAUGAAGAUAAAAGCUUUCAGGUAGCGACACGGAAAGCGAACACCUGGGGGCAACAUUUCUGCCUUGCUUCUCCGUCUUCAAUUGAGAACUGAGAAGGGCCAUUAUUAUAUUUACAGUUGCUGGCAGCAUAUAGAUCUGCAAGAGCCGAAAUUGCUUUUCUGAUCUCAAAAGUUCAGAAAGCCAGUAUGGAUUCUGAUUCAGAGACAGUGGUGCACACUGGAGGGUGCCAUUGCCAGAGUGUGAGGUGGAAAGCGGUAGCUUCUUCUAGUGUUGUGGCAUGGGAUUGUAAUUGUUCUGCCUGCUACAUGAGAGCCAAUACACACUUCGUCGUGCCAGCUGAAAGAUUUGAGCUUUUGGGGGAUUCAGAGAAGUUCCUCACAACUUACACCUUUGGCACUCACACUGCAAAGCAUACAUUCUGCAAGGUCUGUGGUAUCACCUCAUUCUAUUACCCACGCUCAAACCCAGAUGGGGUUGCUGUUUCAUUCAGGUGUGUUGACCCUGGCACGCUCAAGGGUGUUGAAAUCAGGCGUUUUGAUGGAAGGAAUUGGGAAAACUCAUAUCGUCAAACUGGUAUCUCUUCGUGUUCAAAGGUGCAGAAGUAACUCCUUGUUACUCAAUCAGUUGUGGAUUGUUUCUAUUCCAUGUUACUGCCAAGAUUUUGUAUGUAUGGCUGUGACAAAAAUAAAAAAAAAAUCUCUUAGGGUCGGUCAAGGGUGUAGGAGUAUCUAUCCUAGUCUGAGAAUCUUCCCCUUCCUUCGCACACAUUUGCUACCUUUUCAGUUUAGCAUCUUGACGAGGAUUGUGUUCACAAACAAGAUUCCCUCACUCAUUUGAUUGGUGAAAAUUUUUUCAGAAUCCUUGUAAUUCCAUGGAUACGUUGGUCCAAGUUCACAACAUAUCCUUUCAGCGCUUUA